AUUAUUUAUUAGCCCUCGAAAUUUCAAGGUUGACCUACAGGAUCCUCAACACCUGCAACCUACAUACGUAUUUAUUAUGCGUACGUGUAAUGCAGUUCGUGUCCACUCAAUCAUCCGUUUGCGUAACUAUCCUCAAAAUGCUUCAAUCCGUUAAUAAACCAUGUUUAGCAGAAUAUCGGAAGUGAGUGAUUGACAUAAUUGGCCAUUCAAAUUAUACAAGUUGUUCUAGGAUGAAGGGGAUACUUGGACUUAUUCCCGAAGCUGAGCAAACCCUCACACGACGACCAGAACAAGGGACCACCACGAGUAAGCAUUUAGUUGAGUGGGCGGAAAAUAAUUGUCCAUUUGUUUAUGAUACCUUUGUUUUGGUUCAUUUUCCCGUAUCGGAAAGCAGUGGUGUGUGUAUUGUGAUGAUCACCCACUUGAAGUCAAUUGGUUUGCGAGGGCCUAAUACACCACUUGGUACUUGGCUUGGCUUGGGUUGACUUGGUACAAGUGGAUGAGACAAAGGGAGUCACAAAUUUGGUUAUGCCGUAGACUUUGGUGGUGUUUAUUCAGAGUUCGGUUAGUGGUAAUAAGAUUGGUUUGGUUAGGACGUUUGGGUAUUCAUGACACAAGGAUUGAGCAAACAUGGGAAGGAUCCGAGUGAACUAAUCAGAUUGGCAGAUGGAAAAAUGUUUGCCCACAAGAAACCUGACUCCGACCACAAUGCCCCACAGCAUCUCCAACCCAUUUCCACACACACACAGAUUCAGCAUUGUUAAAAUAAAUAGAAACUCUCCGAAAAAGAAAUGCGAUCAUGACAUGCCGUCGGUUCCCUUUCUUUCUUUAUCCUCCUCAUGUAUGCAUUAAAGUUAGUUAACUCUCUCAGGGUAAAAGCUCCCAAUGCACACCACUCCGAGUAGCAGGAACUAAAUGGAAAAUGCUCCUUUAUUGUCUUUCGGUUCGGUAUUGACAUGGUUUGCUUUACUUUGCUCACUGCCGAUGAUGAUGUGACAGAGCGUCCUCCCGUACUGCCAGAACUGCGACGGAUGUAAUCUUCCAUGAGAUGAGGUAACCAAUUCCCACAGUCAACAGUAAAUCUUUUGCUUUUAGCAGUUUUCUCUAGCCAAUGAUGAUUCCAUCACAUCCAUCCAUCCGUCACACUCUCGUCGCCGUCGUCGACAUCAUCCACCAAAGAUUUUUCGAGGAUCAUCCACAUUGUUGAUACGCAGCCAACCUUCCUGACCUGGAACAGUUGGCCCAUUUCUACUGAAAAGUAGUUACGAGUGACUCAAAUUCCCCCACGUUUCACAGACACUUAAUAUAUCACGUAAUUAGACUGCUGCUACCUCGAAUCUCGCUAAGCCAAGUUAUAAAAUAGUGUCAAAUAAUACGCAAAUGGAGAAAGAACGACGCCCAAAAUGUGCUAGAUGUCGAAAUCACGGGAUGAUUUCCUGGUUGAAGGGCCACAAAAAGCAUUGCAGAUUUCGACUGUGUGCCUGUGCCAAGUGCAACUUGAUUGCCGAAAGACAGCGAGUGAUGGCUGCUCAGGUUGCACUGAAGCGUCAACAGGCCGCCGAAGAUGCUGUCGCACUCGGACUACGAACGAUCGCAACGGGUUCGUCAAUGCGAUCACUGCCACCCGGCCCCAUUUUUGGGAUGAAAGUGGCUGAAUCGGACGAAGCUCUCUCACAAAGCCCCGUCACCCCCAAUGCCAAACCAACUGGGAGAGAUGACUACACCAUCAAAGAAGACUUGUCCCCAAAGUUGGAACGAGUUGAAGAACACGAAAAGCAGUCCAAAAAGUCUCAGCAGCAGCAACAACGACGUGAAAAUGAAAUAUCUACAACUACGCCGAAAGAUGUUUUAAGGAAGCAUUUUCCAACGUAUGAGGAUGCCGUGUUAGAUCGAAUAUUGUCUCAAAAUGACCACAACCUCAUCAAAACAAUUCAUAAGCUGGGUGGAUCUAACCAUCACCACCACCACCACCACCAUUCUCACUCUUCCCAUAAUUCUUCUUCCAAAUCUGGUCACAAAUGCAGUGGAAACGCACUUCAGUCGUAUUUGGCAAACUGGAGUCCAGCCCGACAGCCAACGGACUAUUCUCAUCAGGGAAGUAAUACUGGUAACAAUUCCAGACGAAUUUCUGCAUUUGUUAAACCACAGCGAUCGUCUCGUCACAUCAUGACCACCCCCAGCAAUAACAACGCAGUUCCCUCAUCUGGUUCUAGUGCAGGUUCUUUCACCCCUCGAGGCCACUCCUCAGCAGAUCUGCCACUCGGACCUGGUCCAACAGCCUCCAUGACUCAACUAUUCCAAAAUCCCAACAACCCCACUCCUUCCGACCCCUUCAGCCUGUCCACAGCCAUGCUUCCCUACCACACACCUCCACCCAUGUGGGCAUCGAAUAUUUUUUAUCACUUUGCCCUGCCCCACAGCCAGCCUGCGAAUCUGAGUGACCUGGGGUCCUCGUUGUACGGGAGACCGUUCCACUUGCCUUCACCCACAGGAUGCACGAUUCCAGGAUGCCGAGACUGCCUCCCUACUCUCGCUUCCAUCCCUACGACCACCCCAACGACGACACAAGGGAUGAAAGGUUCGGGGUCAAUUGAGAUUGUGAGACGAGGUGGCUGCGGAAGUGAGGACUCUCGAUCACCUCUUCCCCCACAGUCCUCAGAUGAGGAUGACAAUAGUAAUAGUAGCAACAUUGCCAUUGAUGUGGAUAGUUUGAAAAGCGACUAGAAAAGGAAUUGACCAUAUCAUCUUAUCGUUCAGAUUAUCAGUUGCCAUCUCAAACAUCUAGACAUAUACUUAUUUAUUUAUAUGUAUUAUAAUUAGAUUUGCUGGUCCAACUUAAAAUUGAAUCAUUGGAUGCAGUUGUCGACACUGGGCGAAGAGGAAUAACAAAGUUUUCGUAGCAUGACUUGUGUGGCAGCUUCCAUUAGUUAAGUAAAUAAACAGCCAUCAAUCAAACGACUGUAUACAUUAUUAUGGUUUGACAAGUGUUGUUACGUGCGAGAAUGGACACAUUAGGAGUUUUACACAACAUAUUACAAAUGAGCAUACAAGAAAUAUUAUGAAAAUAUUAAAAGCUGAGAAACCAUGCCAUGCCAUGUAACAAGUCGACAUGUAAUCCUAGAACUGUGACCUGUUUUCGAAAACGAAAAACUCACACUAAAAACACAAAACUUCCUGUUAUUGUCACAUUUUUAUUAUAAAACUAUUUUGGAAUAGUCAAUACUGUAAAAAAUUGCAUUGUUAUUACAUUAUUAGACUCCAUACUUAUUAUAUUGUUAUUUAGCACAAAAUAAAUAAAGUUUCAGUUCACUUUUUGAGAAUUUGAGCCCAAAACAUUUGAUAUUUUUUAUCCGUAAUGUUGUUGCAAAUCAGUAUCAAAUAUACAAUGUGAUGAUGUGCAGCGAUGAAAUAAAAUUAAU
This is a messenger RNA of Folsomia candida, 3419 nucleotides long. Its product is annotated as transcription factor kayak. The coding region runs from base 1381 to 2724 and encodes 447 amino acids. Gene Ontology annotation, cellular component: nucleus. Gene Ontology annotation, molecular function: DNA-binding transcription factor activity, RNA polymerase II-specific; RNA polymerase II cis-regulatory region sequence-specific DNA binding. NCBI's taxonomy places the organism in Eukaryota, Metazoa, Arthropoda, Collembola, Entomobryomorpha, Isotomidae. Gene Ontology annotation, biological process: regulation of transcription by RNA polymerase II; sex differentiation. The record is from RefSeq and is a predicted model, not a curated record. The transcript is spliced from 5 exons.